Bursaphelenchus okinawaensis is the source of this 1330-nucleotide messenger RNA. Lineage: Eukaryota; Metazoa; Nematoda; Chromadorea; Rhabditida; Aphelenchoididae. The record is from the annotation of a GenBank genome assembly.
AUGUUGCAAGAUCCUGAAAGUGUUUAUGAUAUUUUGUCACCAUUCCUCCUUAGAUGUUGUCGUGGAAAUGUGGGUUAAAAUUACAAUUUAAAUUUUUUAAAACCUGUUGUAAAAAGGUGAAACAUAACUUAUCCUACUUUAUUCUACCCUACCCUGUUCUGCUCCACCCUACCUCAGUUUACUCUGUUCUCCCUGUCUUUCCCUACUCAACAAUAAAAAAUAAUUUUAAAAAAUUUUUGAUACCUAAACUAAGAAAUACCAAACGUUGCAAAAUCUCCCCCUUUUAAGCGUAGAGAAGGGUAGGGUAAGGUACGUUAAGGUAGGGUAGAACAGAGUAACUCAGGUUAAGUUAACUUAAAGUGUUAAGUUAGAGUACGUUAAAAUAGAGUAUAAAAGUAACGUGAAUUUUUAGGUUUACAAAUUGGAUCCUUUUAGUGGAAUAUGGAAUCGCGCCGCUUCUUCUGUCCAAAGGCCUCGUUGUACUUUACCAAAAGACAUUGCUCCAAACUUCAUAGUCUACGAAGCAUCUGUUGUCGCUAAAGCUGAUUUAAAACGGGCUAGAAAGGUUGUUAGCACGUCGCAGAACGUUGGUAUUAAUCAAGGGAAGGAAAAACGACCUUUGUAUAAUAAAAACACGAAAAUCUACGUUGAUAAACAAGAAGGAUUGGCAACUAACGACGGUGAACAACAAAGUUUAGUGUUAACAGAAAGAGACAAUCGUGAUUCGUAUCCAGAUGAAAAACAAGAUCGCUGGAUAACAUAUAAAUGUUCUUUUUCGGAAGAAAAAUCAAGAAGUAAGUGGAAGUGGCAGGUUGGGGCAGGGUAGAGUAAGAUAUGGUAAGAUAGGGAUGAGUAACAGGCCGGGCUCACUUUUUAAACCGGGUAGCCUAACAUCCAAGUCCAGCCCGUUUUGACUUUAGUUCAGGGUUGGGUUAGACUCAAUCGUGGGGCCGGGUAGGGUAAGGCAGGGCAGUGCAGGGUAAGAAGAGUGAAGUUAGGGUGAAAUAUAGAGCAGGGCCGAGCAAGACAGUACAAUAAUAGGGCAGGGUACAGAAGGACAUGGGUAAAGCAAAGGUAGGGUAGGGUAGAAUAAGGUAGGGUAGGGUCAAGUAAGAUAGGUAGGGUACGUAAAACUUGCCAUUAUUUUUUUUUAGACAAAAUUACAGUACGCAAUUAUACAACAAUAUGUCGAGAAAAACACCCCUUAGUGGAGCUUAGCCAUUUAUUAAUUUUCCAAGACAGAAAGUACUAUGGAGAGGGUGCUGCUGAAUACUUCAAACCACUCAUCCACAAUUGGUGUCAGAUCGAAAAACGCAGAAGUUGUAAUUAG